Molecule: messenger RNA, 360 nt
Organism: Pleurotus ostreatus (oyster mushroom)
Lineage: Eukaryota; Fungi; Basidiomycota; Agaricomycetes; Agaricales; Pleurotaceae
Exons: 3
Coding region: 1-360 (119 amino acids)
Biological process (GO): cellular heat acclimation
Cellular component (GO): nucleus; cytosol
Molecular function (GO): transcription corepressor activity
Source: RefSeq, a predicted model, not a curated record
AUGCCACCCGCCCUCCCGCUCAACGUCGCGCCUCCAACGCCUAGUAGGCCUCUGGAUGGCGACAAUCAGAAAACUCCUGGUCAAUCGAAAUCGAAUUCGUCGGCUUCUGCUGCCCUACGACCUUCAGACAUCUCGAGUCCCCAUGAACUCACGGCAUUCGUCGAAACACUUCUGGAGCAGCUAGAAACUAAAUUCAAUGACAUGUCUUCCCAGAUGAUUGACCGAAUGACACAGAUGUCGUCUCGCGUUGACAACCUGGAGGCAGCGAUUCAAGAUAUUAUUAACGCCGAUAUGAGUGUACCUCAGUCCCCAUCUCCCGCCCCUGGCGGAACGCUCAGAAGGAACGACACGGGAUCAUGA